Messenger RNA from Entrophospora candida, 309 nucleotides. The record is from the annotation of a GenBank genome assembly. Lineage: Eukaryota; Fungi; Glomeromycota; Glomeromycetes; Entrophosporales; Entrophosporaceae.
AUGUUAUCUGAAACAAAAUACCAAAGUUCUGAUCAAAUAAAGGAACAAAUAAAAAAAGAAAUGAUCAGAAUUGGUGUACAUUUUGAAUUCUGGCAAAGUACAGAUUCAAGGAGUUGGAAUUAUACCAGUCUUAUGGGUGGAGAUAAAUUAAAAGUUCUAAAAAAUUAUAAUUUGGAAAGUGUUUUACCUGAAAAUAGAGCAACAACAAAUCCAAUUGUUUUCAAAAGACUAUAUACAAAUAAUGAUGGGACUCCUUAUAUCUAUGUGUUGGUUCAUCAUAUGUAUGAUAUUUAUGGUGAUUCACCAUGA